Folsomia candida is the source of this 2331-nucleotide messenger RNA. RefSeq lists its product as uncharacterized. The transcript is spliced from 6 exons. Lineage: Eukaryota; Metazoa; Arthropoda; Collembola; Entomobryomorpha; Isotomidae. The record is from RefSeq and is a predicted model, not a curated record. The coding region runs from base 498 to 2102 and encodes 534 amino acids.
AAUGUAUGAAAAUCUAGUGUUAUUUAAAGGGAAUUAUGGCGACUUUUUAAAGGAUUUUUAAGGGUAGGAGUGACCAGUGCUUGACAAAUUGGGGUCAAGAAGCGUCCACACUGAGCAUACUGAUUUUGAUGCAGUAUGAUUCGUGAAAUUGGCUAACUUGAAUAUGCAUAAGAAGGACAAAUUUUUGAAUAAAAAAUAUGUAACACUUUGCAAAUAAUUACUGCUCAACUCUUCAAAACAAAAGCUCCUAAAUCAUUCAGCGUCAGCACCAGGAAUCCCAGUACAAGUACCUUUGUUUCAAAAUUUUGAAGUUUCUGAAACAAAAUGCCCCUCAGUAGUCCAAUCCCGGCAAGGUCAAAGUUAUAAACAACAAGUUCCAAAAAAGACAAAAAUGAAGCUUUACUAAAACGACGGUUUACUGACCAGGUUUAUUGACGACGAUGGAAGGAUAAUGUAGGAUAAUAACGAGGAAAGUUUCACGACACAAUUCUGUAAAAAUGCUGACAAUGUCGGGCGCAGUAGGUGCACCUGCAGGAUUUUUAGCCAGAAUAUCAUCAUUGGAAAGAGAAGUCUCGUUUUUGAAGCAAAAAGUAGAAGACGACGCAAGAUGGAAAUUCUGUGUUCAACAAUUCGUUCUCGACAAUUUUGCAUUCGACAUUCAAGGCGCCCUACUGCACGGGCAGCGUCGUAGAAAUUACUCAACGACGGCUACGUCGCCUCAUUUGAGCAGCAGGUGUGCUCACCCCGAAAAGAGAAAGACCUCAUCCUCAGGAACAUCUUAUCGAAGUAAAGUGAAAGUUGAAAGGACAGACCCCAUACAAACGAGGCAUGGAGUAACGGACUACAAUCCGCACAAUCGGGGUGACGAUGACGAUGAUCAAGACGACGACAUUAGUCCAACUGGUUUCAUGGAUGAGGAUGAUGAUGAUCCGGAAAUAAAUGUUCAUUGUUUUGGCGGAGUUAUGGAGGAUGGAAUGGAGGUCAAUGUGAAUCCAAAGGAUCUCAUUAUUACGCCAGAUAUUAGUACAGACAACGAAAAACGAGAUGGUUCUACGAUAGACCCAAGUAAAAGACCUGCAGCUACUCCUACUAGAAGGACAUCCUUGCUGGAUGACACGGAUGAUGACCUCUUGGGUGAUGUGGGAGCCCAAUCUUCAGAUGACGACGCUUCUUCUGGUUCAUCUUCUGAUGACGUCUCAACUCGUCGUCCCCACAGAAAAAUGGAGUGGACUCUCAUCGGAACUUAUCCGAAUGUGGAGACCAUGAAACAACAGUUCAAUUUGAGAGAAUGGGGACUAUCCACUAAACAGACCACAGGAUCCGGUGCCAAAAUAUAUUAUUAUUGCAAAGAAUGUCGGAAACAUGGACCAGGUCGAUUACUAAUUCGAUACAAAAGUGAAGAGAGUGAAGUAGAAAUUCUAAAGAAUCAAUUGGAGCAUGAUCAUACAACAAAGAAAAGGUUAACGGAGGAGAUGAAGGUUGAAAUUCUAAGUCUGUACAAAGCUGGAAUGGCAGACUCACCAAAAAUAUUAGCAGCUCUAAAGGUCUCAAAACCACACAUGCGGCAACCAACCGUAAAACAAAUUUGUCACAUACUCAAACCACUUAGACGGGUGGAAAGAAAGCACAAAAUGAAGGAAAAGAAGAAAGCUGCCAAAGAGAAACAAAGACAAAAGAGUUGCUCAGUUGAUUCAACCUCUGGGGAAAAGAACAAGGUCACAAAGAAAAAUGUCAAAAAAGAUGUCAAAAACGUCUCUACCUUUGGGGGCGGAGUGCCAUCCCUGUCGUUUCCUUCCUCUUCUCUGCCCCCAUUCCCACUACCACUGUCAUCCGGAUCUUCUUCUACGACCUCAAGUGUUGGUGGCAACCUAACUUCUCAGCAGCAGCAACACAUCAGUCAAUUCAUGUCAGCAGCAGAAUCAGCAGGGUCUCGAGAUUAUCAAAGACCUCACGUCGUUUCUGUUCCUGGAUUCCCAACCCCCAGCCAGCAACAACUCCAACAAUUUUAUCAGCAACAUCAGCAACACCAGCAUUCCCCAUUCGACCCACCCAGUAAUGUCCACCUGGGACAGGCAAAUUAUCCUUUAGAGUUCAAUAAAUAAAAAUUGCCUGAUAGGAAAUUGUUGUGUCAUUUCCUUACAUAUAAAAUUAGUCAUUUUAAACAUGAAUUAAGGUUGUGUUAAUGUGAUUUGUGAUAUUCAUAGUACUAUAUGUAUAAGAAUUUUUUGUAUAUAUCAUUCUUAUUUGGGAGCAGAAAUUAAAUCAAAGCCAAACACUGCAUAAAACCAAAAUUAUGCAUAAGUUGGUUUGGGAUUCACUAAUUACAAUCAA